Messenger RNA from Anarrhichthys ocellatus (wolf-eel), 2709 nucleotides. RefSeq names its product CCN family member 1-like. The record is from RefSeq and is a predicted model, not a curated record. The transcript has 7 exons. Gene Ontology annotation, molecular function: integrin binding; heparin binding. Gene Ontology annotation, biological process: positive regulation of cell migration; positive regulation of cell differentiation; cell adhesion. Gene Ontology annotation, cellular component: extracellular region. Bases 1165 to 2265 code for a protein of 366 amino acids. Lineage: Eukaryota; Metazoa; Chordata; Actinopteri; Perciformes; Anarhichadidae.
CCAUCGGGACUGGGGAGGCUGGGAAUCACCGUGACAGAGGGAAAUAUUCACUGAAGUCUGCAGCAGAAUCAGAAUAAGGAUUAUAAAUUGUUUUUUUUACACACACAGAAUUUGUCUUAGUGUUUGGUGCAUUAAGAGGAAAUAAAAACAGUCAUAAACAAAAAUAUAGCAUAGAAACAACAUCAUAAAAAGACACAGUACAAUGUGACAGUUUAGUGCAGGAUGUGCAAACAUGUUGAUAGAGGGACAUGCAAAUGUUACAGGUAUAACAGUACAAGAUGUGCGUUGUUGUCAGGUGGUUAAUGAUUACCGUGUAUCCCUACUAAUGCUUCCGGUAAUGCUUUCUGAUCAGGCACACCGAGCAAACCCAGACUGUAUUUACAAAAACGCUCUUAAUCUCCAGCCUGUAAAUUCAACACUGUUAAAUUGUCAAACCCCACAGAGGACUGUGUGUUGAUGGGGGCACAGAGAAGGUGUGGUGGACUAUUUCCUCCUUCUAACAGGCCUUUAAUUAAACGAGGUAGAAAUAAAGAGUCAACGGGGCAGCAGAUCUGUCUUCGUGCUCCAGUUACCUUUCCUUUAUCAGUACGACGAUCGAUAAGGAAGUCAGAUUAGGCUGAAGUAUCGUACUCACGUCUUUCUUGAUCUCUGCCAUCUCAUCUUCAGUGAGCUGAGGAACAUCCAUCCCUCUCACUCGGAAAAGUGAAAAACCAAAGCGCACCGGGUAACAAAUGACGACUUAGAUAAGUUAAUAAGAUAGUAAUAAAGACAUUAACGACAUCGAUACGUUAGGUAGCGUCAACAAAUGUGGCUCGUCAUUAUUUUGUCGGUGAAAGGCGGCGGAUCCACGGUCCAUUCAACUUUUAUGUUUCGUAUAAAUUCCCCGGACUUCCUGAUUGUGUCGAUGUUUUACGUCAACGCGAGAAGAAGAGAAGUACGGACACUAGAGUCGUCGGUUUCACACGAAGAGACGGUUUAUUUGGUUGGUUAUCAGGAGCUGUUUAAUGUUUCUGAUACAGGUGAGAUGCUAUUCUGACUCAGUCCACUGGGUGGCGCUGCUGGACCUCACACACGCACCACACAGGAUUUCUUUCACACUAUACCUGUGAAAGUACUGUGCUCAAGUACAAUUUGAGGAUCGGAAUACUUCUUCCAGCACUGGAAAUGUGUUUCAAAACCAAAGCCGUGAUGGAGGCGUCAGCGUCGUGCCCGAAGGACUGCUGGUGUCCCUCUGACACCCCGAGGUGUGCAGCGGGAGUCAGCCUCGUGCUGGAUGGCUGCGGAUGCUGUAAAGUUUGCACACGGCAGCUCUUUGAAGACUGCAGCAAGACACAGCCAUGUGAUCACACAAAGGGACUGGAGUGCAACUUUGGAGGGACAUAUAGCUCUGCUAAGGGCAUCUGUCGAGCCAAAGCAGAUGGAAGAACAUGUGAGUACAGCAACAACAUUUACCAGAACGGGGAAAUCUUCCACCCAAACUGCAAACACCAGUGCACUUGCAUGGACGGUGCUGUUGGAUGCGUCUCCCUCUGCCCACAUCAGCUCACGCUGCCCAAACUGGGCUGUGCUCAGCCCAAGCGGGUCAAGGGCCGGGGUGGGUGCUGUGAACAACUCGUAUGCCCCGAGGAGGAAAAGACAGAGAGAUCUGCGGUGAAGAAACACCGGAAAACCCAAGGCAAAGACAGACCGUCUGAAGGCAACCUUAACAACAGGAAUGAGUUUGCUCCUGCGUGGAGAGGAGAAUCAAAUUCUUUACCGGCUUUUAGGAGUCACCCAACGGGCCACAUGUUGGUCAGAGGAGUCAAGUGUGUGUCUCAAACCACAGCUUGGUCACCCUGCUCCAAAUCCUGUGGCACUGGAGUGUCCACCAGGGCGACCAACAGCAACAGCCAGUGCAAACUGGUGAAAGAGACUCGGAUCUGUGAGGUCCGCCCGUGCAAAAUGACCGUUACAAAAUUAAAGAAAGGUCAGAAAUGUAACCACAUAGAAGAGGCCAGCCAUCCAGCUAAACUGUCCCAUGCAGGCUGCCGUAGCCUGAAGAAGUUCCAGCCGAGGUACUGCGGGUCCUGCUCAGAUGGGCGAUGCUGCAGGCCUCACCGGACCCAGACGUUACCGGUCCAGUUCCGAUGCAAACACGGGGAGAUCAUCAGAAGGAUGGUGAUGGUGAUUCAGUCAUGCAAAUGUAACCGAAACUGCUCCGGCAGCAACGAGAGGACACCUGCUCGCUACAGACUUCAUAAUGAUAUCCACAAACUGAAAAUGUAAAGUUUUGAACAGAAGGUUGUUGACUCAGAAACAAAUGUGCACUUUGUGGUUGCAUGCAUCUGCAGGAUGAAUGUCUUGAAUGAUUUUGCUUCAUAACAUUGGAGCCUUGUGGUUUACUUCUUUUUGAAGCUGUUUUUUUUUUUUACAUUGUGAAGAUCGUUAUUUUUCUAAUUAAAUAAAUAUGUGUUCUACUAUUAUACAAAUACUUACUAUAUUUACACCUCCCUGACGAGACAUGACAACAUGGAAAUGACAAACUACGGCAGCUGCUAAUUCAUUACACUUAUGUCGCCAUGUUGCUGUUGAUUUAAUGUACUACAUUUUAUUUAUAAGAAAUAAUGCUUCAGUGUAUUGUUAUAUCCAAUGAUGGGAUAUUGUACAAUGGUAUUGGAUUGACAUCGUCUACACUCACUUGCCUAUGAUGAAUAUGACUGGAAAUAUACU